This is a messenger RNA of Corvus hawaiiensis (hawaiian crow), 5062 nucleotides long. Its product is annotated as aromatase. The coding region runs from base 325 to 1854 and encodes 509 amino acids. The record is from RefSeq and is a predicted model, not a curated record. Gene Ontology annotation, molecular function: monooxygenase activity; iron ion binding; heme binding. The transcript is spliced from 10 exons. Lineage: Eukaryota; Metazoa; Chordata; Aves; Passeriformes; Corvidae.
UCACAAUUCUAAUCAGCACUAGGCAUGUGUAUCUCUGUCACUGGCUGUUUUGCAGCAGAUACACUGAGCUGGAGAGGUAAAAUUACAAAAUUUUCUUUUCAAAGCAACAGCCCCUGAUCUAUUACAAUAAACAAACUUCCAUCUCUAAGCAACUGAUCUCUUAGCAACAAGAAGCACCUGCAUAAAAGAUGCUACAGAGAGUGAUCACCAGAAAACCUAUCCAGACCUUUAAGAGGAGCACAUCAGGAGCCAGGAUAGCACUCUCCACCGGCAAAAAUCCAGAAGUAACAAGAACACACAGCAAAGCAGAAUCUCCUGGAAAAGAUGGUCCUGGAAACUCUGAAUCCGAUGCACUACAACAUCACCAGCCUGGUACCGGACACGAUGCCAGUGGCCACAGUGCCCAUACUCAUCCUCACGUGCUUUCUUUUUCUAAUAUGGAAUCAUGAAGAAACUUCAUCAAUACCAGGGCCAGGAUACUGUAUGGGAAUCGGUCCCCUCAUUUCACAUGGGAGAUUCCUCUGGAUGGGAGUAGGGAAGGCCUGCAACUACUACAAUAAGACAUAUGGAGAAUUUGUGAGAGUUUGGAUCAGCGGUGAAGAAACAUUUAUAAUUAGCAAAUCCUCAAGUGUGUUCCACGUAAUGAAGCACUGGCAUUACGUGUCUCGGUUUGGGAGCAAGCUGGGACUGCAGUGCAUUGGCAUGUAUGAGAAUGGGAUCAUAUUUAACAACAACCCAGCACACUGGAAGGAAAUCCGGCCCUUUUUCACCAAAGCUCUGUCGGGCCCCGGGCUGGUGCGGAUGAUCGCCAUCUGUGUGGAGUCAACCAUCGCCCACCUGGACACGCUCCAGGAAGUGAGGACGGAGCUGGGGAACAUCAACGUGCUCAACCUCAUGAGGCGGAUCAUGCUCGACACAUCCAACAAGCUCUUCCUUGGGGUCCCUCUGGAUGAAAAUGCCAUUGUGCUUAAGAUUCAAAACUACUUUGAUGCCUGGCAAGCACUGUUAUUAAAGCCUGACAUAUUUUUUAAGAUCUCUUGGCUGUGCAAGAAGUACGAAGACGCGGUCAAGGAUCUUAAAGGAGCAAUGGAAACCUUAAUAGAACAGAAACGACAGAAGCUUUCCACCGUUGAAAAGCUGGACGAACACAUGGAUUUUGCAUCCCAGCUGAUUUUUGCACAGAACAGGGGGGAUCUGACUGCUGAGAACGUGAACCAGUGUGUGCUGGAGAUGAUGAUUGCAGCUCCCGACACCCUGUCUGUGACUCUCUUCUUUAUGCUAAUCCUGAUUGCAGAGCACCCCACAGUGGAAGAGGAGAUGAUGAGAGAAAUUGAAACAGUUGUGGGGGACAGAGACAUUCAAAGUGAUGACAUGCCACACUUAAAGGUCGUGGAGAAUUUUAUUUAUGAGAGCAUGAGAUACCAGCCAGUCGUGGACCUGAUCAUGAGGAAAGCGCUGCAGGAUGAUGUCAUUGACGGCUACCCCGUGAAAAAGGGCACAAAUAUUAUCCUCAAUAUCGGCCGCAUGCAUAAGCUCGAAUUCUUCCCAAAGCCAAACGAGUUUUCUCUUGAAAAUUUUGAGAAAAAUGUUCCUUCACGCUAUUUCCAACCAUUUGGCUUCGGCCCCCGGAGCUGUGUGGGGAAGUUUAUUGCCAUGGUAAUGAUGAAGGCAAUCCUAGUGACUCUUCUGAGGCGGUGCAGAGUACAGACAAUGAAAGGAAGAGGCCUGAACAACAUCCAGAAGAACAAUGACUUAUCCAUGCACCCCAUAGAAAGGCAGCCUCUGCUGGAGAUGGUUUUUACACCCAGAAGAAACGUGAACGAGAAUCAGGGUGAUAGAAUGGAUCAGCACUAAAGUUACAGGGUUUUCUCAGCCACUAAGAAAUACUCAUCAUUCCCAGUUAAACAUGUAAAGUUAAACAUUUUGCUGCCCCUAAAUGACUACAGCUUCAGGUGACAACUUGUUCUGCCUGUACAGCAGAGCCUCAGGCCACAGUUGGAAAGACUGAAAGUGCAGAAUAGUCCGGUUGUAGGUGAUGCCAUGCUCCACAAUUCCUGAUUACUUUUUAAAACCACAGAUUUCAGAUAAAGUGAUGUCUUGCCUUUCAAACACUGCCAGUUCAGGGGUUUGAGGGUCAACAAAAGAACAUACAUGAUGUAUAUUUAGUUCCAGGACUACACGAGUCCCUUUUCCCCCCACCUCCCCAAAGAUGGACCAAGGAGCUUUUGACUACUGCAAAAGCUCCAAUUACUUGUUUUCAAAACAGCUGAACGAAUAACAUUAGUUCAAGACUAAGAAACAAUUUAAAAUAUUUCAGACAUCUAUAAGUUGUAAAGAAAUGUUUGAACAAGAAGUCACUCAAACAUUUCUCUUUACCAUGUUUUGCUGUCCUACUGAACAGAUACCAAAGAUUUACGGUGUCCCAUAGAUUUUACCAAUAGUAGUAAUUUUCAGAGUACAAGGUAAUAAUGGCCACUGAGACAACUGUUCUAUGUUUAACCCAGUGUCCUGCUGCAGGGGAUCUGUAAACACCUCAGCAAAGGCCAGGUGAGAAUGAGGGAAUGAACAUGAAACACUGCCCCCAGUAUUACGUGGGUGGGGUAACUCUCAGCCUGCCCCACCUCCUCACCUCAUUGACUGUAGAAAUUUCCCACCUCACCUCCGUUUGGUGAAGAAGGUCAAAUUCCCUCUAAGCUGCCUAAGAUGUGCCAAAUCUUUUUUUGACCGGGUUUUAGUUGCUCAAGCCUCCUUCAGAGAGCAAGAUUUGGAGUUGCUGCCCAUGUUCCCACACCACAGCAGGAGAGAGUGUCCCUCCCUAAUUAUCCAAACAACUCUUGCUGCUUCUCCUGUAAGAGCUCUGGGGCUGUGUCCCGCUCUCAAGCAUCUUGCCCCAUGCCCACUGAUGGAGAGGGUUCUGUAGCUUGAGAAACAUUGCCACAAGAGGCAGAUUUCACUGGAUAAAUGCUCAGAGCUUUGCAGUGACAAAGAGGAGUUGUGCAGUAACAAGGAGAUUUCUAGAAAAUGUUUUUCAAAGUAUUUUGCAACACAGGUUUUUAUUUUAACUGUAAACCAGGCUGAGGUUUAUACUUAAUCCUUAGCAGGAAAAAGUGACAACUACCCAACAUUUCUGUUCAGAAUUGACCCAUCUUGAAAUCUGUACAAUCUGGACGUUGAUAUCUCUACUAGCCUAAUGAGGAGUUACUAGCUUGGUCAAGAAGAAAAAGAUCUUCCUGGCUUAAUGACAACAUUCCUUGACAGAGACUUUCCAUUUUCAUUAAGCUUGAGUUUUCAUACUGUGUAACACAAAGAAAGGGAUUUUCCGGAUAAAGUGCCUUGAUAAAGACAACCAACCAAUGUACAGUGGGCUUUAUGUUAACCUUUUCCUUCCAAGCCAUUUAAACUAUAAUAGAAGGCAAGAAAAAAAAAGGGGAGGGAAGAGAAAAAUUGUCUUUACUUGGAAAAUAUAAUUUUAAUUAAUUAAUAUCUAUUCCUUCAGACCACUGAUCUCAGGCACAAGUCCAGCAGCAAAAGAGCUAUCCAGUAGCACAGAAAAACUGCAGAAACCCAACAAAUAAUCAUGUGCCCCACCCAAAGGUAAUGAAUUACCCUGGGAAUAGUGACAAAGAAGAGGAGCUGCAUAUUUAAGGUAAUUCUCAGAACAACAUAAUUUUCUGCAGUAAUUAAAGGGGGAAAAAAAUCAAACUUGAAAGCAGAAGAAUUUAUUGCAGGUAGGUUACUUAUAAAACUUUCUCCAUAACAUUUACAUUAUACCAAAAAUUACAUUAGUGAAGUGCAAUCCUGCACCACCUGUACAUACAUACAGAUAGAAAUAGGAUUUAAUGGUAAGACUCAAUGGUCUUUUCCAAAUUGAAGGAUUCCAUGUUUCUAGAACGUCUAUUUUUUAAGUCAUGAAGUGACACAGUGGUAUGAAUCUGUGGAAUAUCUAAUGUAACCUCUGCUUCUACAUUCUUUGUACCCUUUAAAAUAGGAAAUUGUUAGAGCAGUUGGGAGAAGCAAAAACAAGAAACAAACCCAACCAUGUUUAAAGCCUUUUUACUCAUUCUGUAUCAUAAAACACAUCGGGGUACUUCAGUGGGCAAGCAUCUCUUAUUUGCAUAAGAACUCUGAAAAGAAAUCCCCAGAGGGUUUUUUUUCUAGGGAAUAAAUUACUAUUUUAUACACAGGAUACAUAUCUUUGCUUAUUUCACACACAAAACCAAUUUUGUAGUGAUAAUUCACUCUCUGAUUUUCCCACCUCAGAAUUAUAGGCCUCCUCCAAGUAAAAUUUUUCACAAACUUGAAAUUAAUAAAUUAUCACUCAAAUUUUGAAGUAAUUUUAUGAAAUCAAACAGACGAAAAAUGCAUGCUGCUCUGAUUUCUUGAAUGUAUUAUAUAUUGUUGAAUUUGUAGGCUGGAACUUCAGAAACAUGAUUACCAUAAUUAUUCUAUGGACAAAAUAAAGCAGUAUCAUUUUUUACUCUUUGUCAGCAAGGCAACGGAGUGACUUCCCAUUGUGUUUGAAGUGCAUUCUUUCUGAUAUGUUUUGAACACAGCAUUUCUGGUCCUCUGGUUUCUACAGGAUUUCGUUUUGUCCACGUUUGGACAGCAGAGCUGUAAUUAAUCCGAGCUCUCAGCUCAUCUGAGUCCCGUUCUCCCUGACUUUAUUCCGGCUGUUCCUCAGUGGUCUAUUUGCAUGAAUAUUUGCACUGCCAGGUCCAUUUCCCCAUCCCAUAAUCUCCCAUGUGCUUGAGAGCUGCAGCUGGGGAAGCAGCAUUUCCACACUUGCCAUGUGGAUAGGAACAGUUUCAACCUCUCCACUGUACAGAACAGAGCUCUGAUUUCAAGCAGUGUUUUACUACUGGGUACUGUAAAAACUCACGUGGCUUUUCAAACCCCAGCAAGCCCACGGCCAUCAGGUGGCUGCUCCAUUAAUGCUCCAUGCAUGGACACACCACAAACCUGUGUUUUAUACAUCACUGUGAUUAUGGGCUGCUCACAGCACAUGGAUGUGGAUGUUGCUAGAAAAUAAAAUGAACGCCAAAUAAAAGUUGUAUGCAAAAGA